AUGUCGGUACAAAAGAAAGCCCGGACACAUUCUGCAGGCCUUUAUGUGGGCGCAGACAAACACCGUUGGUGGAAAGAAGCCGUCGUUUAUCAGAUAUACCCUGCAUCUUUCCUCGACACGAAUGGCGAUGGAUGGGGCGACGUUCCCGGAAUAACCCAAAAGCUGGAUUAUCUCAAAGACUUGGGUGUAGACGUGAUAUGGGUUUCUCCGAUCUAUAAAAGCCCUCAGGCUGAUAUGGGCUAUGACAUCGCAGACUACGAGGACAUCGACCCGAGCUAUGGCACUCUCGCUGAUGUUGACAACCUCAUCAAAGAGGUCAAGAAGCGCGACAUGAAGCUUGUUAUGGACUUGGUAGUCAACCAUACGUCGGACCAGCAUGCAUGGUUCCUUGACUCACGCUCAUCCAAAAAAUCAUCGAAGCGUGACUGGUACAUUUGGAAGCCUGCCAAAUACGACGCAGACGGUAAUCGCCAGCCCCCGAACAAUUGGGCAAUGAUUCUCGGUGAAGCAAAUCCAGCAUGGACCUGGGACGAGGGUUCAGAAGAAUACUACCUGUCUCUCUUCACACCCGAACAACCAGAUCUCAACUGGGAGAACCCAGAAGUGAGAGAAGCAGUCCACAAUGUUCUGCGCUUCUGGCUCGAUCGCGGUGCUUCUGGUUUCAGGAUGGACGUUAUAAACCUAAUCUCAAAAGUGCAAGAAUUUCCGGACGCCGACGUCGUCGUACCAGGUCACAAGUACCAACCUGGAGACAAAUACUUCGCAAAUGGACCGCGACUUCACGAAUGGCUCAAAGACAUUAAUCGCCAGGUACUCUCAAAAUAUGACACUAUCACGGUAGGCGAGAUGCCAUUCGUACGUGAUGAAGACGAAAUUAUCCGCGUCGUUGGUGCAGAAUCGGAAGAGCUCAACAUGAUCUUUGCGUUCGAUCUAGUUGAUAUUGACAAUGUUCCCGGUGACUUCAAGUUCACUCUGCACCCAUGGGAUGCGCAUGACCUAAAACGCAUAAUUAGCAGGUUACAAAGGCUUAUGCUUGAGCGUGACGGCUGGAACUCGCUCUUCGUCGAGAACCAUGAUCAGCCUCGAAGUGUAUCGCGCUACACUGAUGAUAGCGACCAGUGGCGCGAGAUUGGGGCAAAGCUGCUGUGCAUGAUGCAGACAACUCUAGCCGGUACGAUAUAUAUAUAUCAAGGCGAGGAGAUUGGCAUGCGUAAUGUGCCUCCCAGCUGGGGUCCGGAGGAAUACAAGGACAUAGAAAGCAUCAACUUUUUCAAGAAAAAUGCCGAGAUGUACCCUGACGAUGCCGACAAGCGAGCAUAUGCGCGCAAGGUUAUGCAGCGCAAGGCCCGUGACAACGCUCGCACUCCCGUGCAAUGGGAUAGUACGAGCCACGCUGGAUUUACUUCCGCGAAGUCGAAGCCAUGGAUGCGCGUGAAUGAUGACUACACAGAUGUAAAUGUGGCUGCGCAAACAUCCGGGGCGAAGGCUUUUACUUCAGUCCACGCAUUCUGGAAGCGAGGCCUGGCGUACCGCAAACAGAACAAAGAUCUCUAUGUUUACGGUGACUUCGAACUAUUCAAUCCAGAUGAAGACCCAAAAGGUGCUGAAAUCAUGGCAUAUCGACGUUGGAGCAAAGAUCGUGAUGUGCUGGUUGUGUUGAAUUUCAGCGGGAAAGAGGUUGAGUGGAAUUUGGUCGACGGAAUGAAGGUCAAGCGAUGGGUCGCUGGAAAUUACGGAGAAGAGGCCUUAGAGGAGAAAGCAAAGAAUGCGUCGGUGUCAUUGAAACCAUGGGAGGGACUAAUUGGCGAGCUGGAGUAG
Messenger RNA from Paraphaeosphaeria sporulosa, 1818 nucleotides. RefSeq names its product alpha-glucosidase-like protein maltase. Gene Ontology annotation, molecular function: alpha-amylase activity. The coding region runs from base 1 to 1818 and encodes 605 amino acids. The transcript has 7 exons. Gene Ontology annotation, biological process: oligosaccharide catabolic process. The record is from RefSeq and is a predicted model, not a curated record. Lineage: Eukaryota; Fungi; Ascomycota; Dothideomycetes; Pleosporales; Didymosphaeriaceae.